AUGUCAAAGCUGGGGAGAGUUCAAGGAGUUGGAAUGACAGGCAGAGGAGGUUGGGCAGCACCUAGACUUAAGGAUGCCGGUUUACCUCUUGACAAGUUGCGUGAAGGUUAUGUGGAGAUAAUUAUGGCAAUGCGAAAACUGCAUCAGAAAUGCAAGUUGGUGCACGGUGACCUAAGUGAGUAUAACAUACUCUAUCUUGAGGGUCACUUGUAUAUCAUCGAUGUUUCACAAGCAGUUGAUCUUGACCAUCCCCAUGCGCUUGAUUUUUUAAGGGAAGAUUGUGUUCAUGUGUCUGAUUUCUUCAGAAAGCAUGGAGUAGGUGUCAUGACAAUUAGAGAAUUGUUUGAUUUUAUUGUUGAUCCUACCAUUGAUGAUGAUUCGGUGGAUACUUAUUUGGAAGAGGUUCAACAAAAGAUUUUGGCUAGAGGUGAAGUGAGCGCAGAGGAUGAAAUUGCUGACUCCGUAUUCAUUCAGUCAUUUAUUCCAAAAACGCUAGAUACUGUGAAAAACGCUGAGGCAGAUGUGCAACGUAUUGUUAGUGGCGAGGACACUGGAGAUCUGUACUACAAAACCAUAACAGGGCUGAAGCAAGUGCUCUCUACAGCAGAAAAGAGAGAGGCUCCCGAUGCAGCAGCAGCUGAGCAGAACAAAUUAUUGGAGAAUAAUUCGGAGACUGAAAGCGAUGAAACUGAGAGUAGUAGUAGUAGUGGUGGUUCUAGUGAUUCUGAGGAAGAAAGCAGCAGCGACAAACCUACAUCAUUGGAAAGAAAAGCUGCCAGGAAGGAGAACAAGAAGAAGGUUAAGGAAGAGAAGAGGGAAGCUCGUAAACAUAAAGUGCCAAAAGCUGUGAAGAAGAAAAAGAAAAAGUUGGCUAAGGCCAAGAAGUAUCGCUAGCUAGUCGAUCACAGCCCAUUCCUCCAAUUUAUUUGAGAUGAGAAGCAGCAGUUCGAUGUAGUUAAUGUUAGUUUGAGUGAUGUAUAAUCUUAUAUACUACGUAAUUUUUUUCUUUUAAAAAUCUCGCAUAUAAUAUGAUAUUGUAUGAGAACCAAACCCAUAAAAUAAGUUGAUAGAAUAUAAGGUACACUUUAUGUCCCA
This is a messenger RNA of Ipomoea triloba (trilobed morning glory), 1095 nucleotides long. RefSeq names its product serine/threonine-protein kinase RIO1-like. Gene Ontology annotation, molecular function: ATP binding; protein serine/threonine kinase activity. Bases 1 to 894 code for a protein of 297 amino acids. Lineage: Eukaryota; Viridiplantae; Streptophyta; Magnoliopsida; Solanales; Convolvulaceae. The record is from RefSeq and is a predicted model, not a curated record. The transcript is spliced from 7 exons.